GGGGCAUGCGACAACUGGCCCAUUAUACCACACCACAACUUUAAAGACACCUUUCGACGGUUUGCGCGCGCACUCUCUCACACGACCCUCUCGCCAACUUUGGAGCUCCGUUCAAAUCGCUAAACACACCUUCUCCUCCGUUCGCAAGUCCCAAGCCUAGCUGCUUCGUCGUUCGGUCCAGCACACAGCAACAUGCCUACCAUGUGGUUAUCAGAUUCCCAAAAAAUCGGGGUCGCUUUCUGCUCCGGUGGCGGCUUCUUCCUCAUUGGAGGUGUGAUGCUCUUCUUUGACCGGGCCAUGCUUGCCAUGGGUAAUAUCCUCUUCCUCAUCGGCCUCACCAUAAUCAUCGGCCCACAAAAGACACUGCUCUUCUUUGCGCGGAAACAAAAGGCUAAAGGCACGGCCGCAUUUUUCCUUGGCCUGCUCAUGAUCCUCAUGCGCUGGCCGCUCAUCGGCUUCUGCGUCGAGCUGUACGGCAUCAUGGUCCUGUUUGGAGACUUCCUCGGCACGAUUGCCGCCUUCGCCCGCAACGCGCCCGUCGUUGGACCGUAUAUCGGCCUGCUCAUCGAUCGGUCUGGCCUUGGUGGACGCCGGAACGCGGAGCUGCCUGUAUGAGCCGGCAGGGUGAAAGGGAAAGGGCGGAUGAGACUUUAUUUGCCUUGCUGGUGUCGGUUCAUACGUCC
Molecule: messenger RNA, 683 nt
Organism: Microdochium trichocladiopsis
Lineage: Eukaryota; Fungi; Ascomycota; Sordariomycetes; Xylariales; Microdochiaceae
Product: Got1/Sft2-like family-domain-containing protein
Exons: 5
Coding region: 193-615 (140 amino acids)
Biological process (GO): retrograde transport, endosome to Golgi; endoplasmic reticulum to Golgi vesicle-mediated transport
Cellular component (GO): Golgi membrane; Golgi cis cisterna; endoplasmic reticulum
Source: RefSeq, a predicted model, not a curated record